Emys orbicularis (European pond turtle) is the source of this 2460-nucleotide messenger RNA. RefSeq names its product RAS protein activator like 1 (gene RASAL1). NCBI's taxonomy places the organism in Eukaryota, Metazoa, Chordata, Testudines, Emydidae. The transcript has 21 exons. Bases 1 to 2460 code for a protein of 819 amino acids. Gene Ontology annotation, biological process: intracellular signal transduction; regulation of GTPase activity; cellular response to calcium ion. Gene Ontology annotation, molecular function: GTPase activator activity. The record is from RefSeq and is a predicted model, not a curated record.
AUGGCCCGGAACACGUCCCUGCAUUUCAGAGUGGUGGAAGGACGGGGCCUGCCCGCCAAGGAUGUGUCUGGCACCAGCGACCCCUACUGCAUUGUCAAAGUCGACAACGAGGUGGUAGCCAGGACCGCUACCGUGUGGAAGAACCUGAAUCCCUUCUGGGGGGAGGAGUACACCCUGCACCUGCCCAUGGGCUUCCACAGUCUCGCCUUCUACGUGCUGGACGAGGACACCAUUGGGCACGAUGAUGUCAUUGGCAAAGUAUCACUCAGCAAAGAAUGGAUUUCGUCUUACCCGCGAGGGAUUGACAGCUGGAUCAACCUGACGCACGUGGACCCCAAUGAAGAGGUUCAGGGCGAGAUCUGCCUGGAGCUGAAAGUGCUAGAGGAGCCCCAGAGGAGGGCCCUGUACUGCCAUGUCAUUGAAGCCAGAGACCUGGCCCCGCGGGACAUCUCCGGCACCUCGGAUCCCUUUGCGCGAGUGUCCUGUGAUGGCCACGCUUCGGAGACAGCUAUCAUUAAGAAGACUCGCUUCCCACACUGGGAUGAGGUGCUGGAGUUUGACCUGGAGGAGGGGGUGCCCGGAAAGGAACCCAAGGGGUCCCGUGUGAGCGUGGAGGUGUGGGACUGGGACAUGGUGGGGAAGAACGACUUCCUGGGAUGGGUUGAGUUCUCUCUGGACGCCCUUCAGAGAUCCCCUGCCAAAGGCUGGUUCAGGCUCCUGCCCUUCCCCACUGCUGAGGAGGAUGCUGGAGGAAAGCUGGGGGCUCUGCGGCUGAAAGUCCGACUGGCUGAGGACAGGAUCCUGCCCUCCAUGUACUACCAGCCCCUGAUUGAGCUCCUGGUGGAAUCCAUUCUGUGCCCUGCCGAGGAGGAGGAUGUCAGCCCGCUGGCCUUGCUGGAGGAGAUCAGCUCGGUGGAGAGCCGGCAGGACGUAGCCACGAAGCUGGUGAAGAUCUUCCUGGGACAGGGCCUGGCGGUGCCCUUCCUGGACUACCUCAACCUGCGGGAGGUGACCAAGACCACUGAUCCGAACACACUCUUCCGCUCCAACUCCCUGGCCUCCAAAUCCAUGGAGCAGUUUAUGAAGGUGGUUGGGAUGCCCUAUCUCCAUGAGGUCCUGAAGCCGAUCAUAAACCGGAUCUUUGAGGAAAAGAAGUACAUCGAGUUGGACCCAUGUAAGAUUGAGCUGAACCGGACCAGGAGGAUUUCCUUCAAGGGCUCCCUGUCCGAGGCCCAGGUGCGGGAGAGCAGCCAGGAGCUCCUGAAGGGCUACCUGAGUGACAUCAUGGAGUCCAUCAUCGGCUCAGUGGAGAAGUGUCCCGCUAUCAUGAGGGUGGCCUUCAAGCAGCUGCACAAGAGGGUAGAGGAGCAGUUUCCAGAAGCAGAGCAUGAGGAUGUGAAGUACAUUGCCAUCAGUGGGUUCUUAUUCCUCCGCUUCUUCGCUCCUGCCAUCUUGACACCAAAGCUGUUCAACCUCCGCGACCAGCAUGCCGACACCCGGACCAGCCGCACACUUUUGCUACUGGCCAAGGCAGUGCAGAGCAUUGGCAACCUCGGCCUGCAGCUGGGACAUGGCAAGGAGCAGUGGAUGGCUCCGCUGCACCCCUUCAUCCUUCCCAGCAUCACCCGCGUCAAGGAUUUCCUGGACAAGCUCAUCGACGUGGACAGCGAGAGUGCGGGCAAGGCCCAGCCCCGGACGCUCUUCCACCCCUCGGUCACCAUCAAGGAGGGCUACCUGCACAAGCGCAAGGCCGAGGGGCUCCACCUGCUCCCGCGCUUCACCUUCAAGAAACGCUACUUCUGGCUGAGCAGUGAGACCCUCUCCUACUCCAAGUCCCCAGAGUGGCAGGUUCGCUCCUCCAUCCCCAUCCAGCGGAUCUGCGCCGUGGAGAGGGUGGACGAAAACGCCUUCCAGCAGCCACACAUGAUGCAGAUCAUAACGCAGGACAACGAAGGGCAGCUGCGCACCAUGUACAUCCAGUGCAAGAAUGUGAACGAGUUGAACCAGUGGCUGUCAGCCAUCCGCAAGGCCAGCAUCUGCAAUGAGCGCAUGCUGCCCUCUUGCCACCCGGGUGCCUUCCGGGGCAACCGCUGGACCUGCUGCCUGCAGCCCGACCGCACAGUGCGCGGCUGCAGCCGGACUCACUCUGCCAUGACCCUGGGGGACUGGAGCGACCCCCUCGACCCGGAUGCCGAGACCCAGAUGGUGUACGGGCAGCUCUUGCUGGCGAGAGACAAGCUCAGGGAGAAGUACAUUGAGUGUUCAGAUGCGGGGCUGGCGCCGGAGCAGGAGAGGGGGCCUGGUACUCGUGCCCAGGGAGAGCAAGGCUGUUCCUGCCAGGACCGCCAGAUGGCUGCUGCUGCCCGCCUGCUGAACGUCAUACAAGACCUGGAGCGUGCCCACAGCGCCUUCGAGCGCCGGGAGAAGGAGGAGGCAGACAAUGACUCUCACCACCCCUGA